Messenger RNA from Adineta ricciae, 831 nucleotides. Lineage: Eukaryota; Metazoa; Rotifera; Eurotatoria; Adinetida; Adinetidae. The record is from the annotation of a GenBank genome assembly.
AUGAGUUCGACAUCGACCUAUCUGUUACCUGGUGAGCGUGAUGGUUCAUCAUUGUCUAUCAUUCACAACCAUGGCAUUAGACGAGCAGGUUCGUCAUCCAUUUCGUCAAAACAAACAAUCCAGGACAAUUUUCUCUCCAUUCCGCGUAUCUUUGAACCGAAAGAAUCGGAUCUUGUGAUUGGUAUUAUCAUUGUUCGCGCACCCGAUCUAUUUCUUGUCGAUAUCAACAGUCCCGAAUCGGCUAUAUUACCCAUCACAUCCUUCGAUGAAGGUCGACUACCUUCUCGUCAAACAAUGAACCGUUUGAGUGUUGUUUAUGCUCGUGUUGUGCGCACAGAUCCAUGGACACAAACGGAACUCUCCUGUCAAUCGAUCGAUCGAACAAAGAAGAAAUCCGAUUUUGGUCAUAUUAGUCAAGGAAACAUCAUUCGUUGUUCAUUAGCAUUACGCGAUAAAUUACAACACUCACAAUUAAUUCAUCAUUUGAAUCGUCUUGUGAAAAAUUUUCGCAUUCGCGUUGCACGAAAUGGUUUUAUUUGGUACAUAACAGAUACGACAAAUGCAGCAAUUGCUGUGAAGAACAUUUUAUACGAGCAUGAAUCGGAGAACGAUAUCGAUCGUUUAGUAAACCUUUAUCAAACAUUAAUGGAUAAACUUCAACAGCAAGAUACUAGCCUUGUCAAAGCCAAACAAAAGCAACAACCGGUGAAGAAAUCCACCGAAAUUAAAAAAUCCGAACAACCAACAAAUAGUACUGCCGUCGCACGGCUUUUGAAUACAGUGAUAAAGAGUGUUCUCGAUCAAAUUAUUGAUCAAAUCGAAAAAGAAUGA